Messenger RNA from Anguilla rostrata (American eel), 4095 nucleotides. RefSeq names its product raftlin family member 2 (gene rftn2). Lineage: Eukaryota; Metazoa; Chordata; Actinopteri; Anguilliformes; Anguillidae. The transcript has 9 exons. The record is from RefSeq and is a predicted model, not a curated record.
CGCCUUCAAAACGCUUAUCACAGCAACCUUUGGAUGCAAGACUGAAACGCAACAGGCACGAGCUAUUUCCAUUUCGGGCUAAAUGUUGCUAUUGUUGGCGACCUUGCACCUCCUGUAGUGUUAGUACAAACCGACGAUUAUAAACAGAAUUGUGCAAACAACAACAAAAAAGUAAAUCACAUCACCGUUGACAAGAAUCACUCAAUUUGGAAAACACAUCAGAUGCUUCACAACAAAGAAAGUCUCUUUCAGGGCAUGGAAAAAUUGAACUUUUAAAAUAUGAAUAUUCUAUUUAUUUGCAGCGAGAAAUGGUAGCGAAUCAUAGUAAGUUACCCAAAAUAAUCCAUCAUCCGCUAGUGUCGAAGGCAGCGUGCCGCUUGCGAAGAAAAAAAAUCCCUAUCCUAUCCGUUUCCUCCGAGAGAGCCCAUUUCCUCUGGAAAUUUAGAGCGUUGGCUCCUUCGGCUUUGGGUGACGAAGGGUUCGCCCUCCCCUUUGUGUUCCAGAGGCACCGUUUCCCAACUCCAAAUGAAGAAAUGUGGAACUCCCAAGUCGGACGGCCCCCUUUCGCUCUCUCAGUUGCUGUCGGCAGUUGCAGAGACAGACGUUCGCUCGGUGUGCGAGGUUUAUUUUUAGCGAGCGUCUGGGAAACUACCGUACGUGAUUUUCCAAGCGCACUUAAAAUGUGCCAUUUAAUAGCUAGAUAGAAAAAAAAACAAGAAGUCGUCUCCGGACGACUAUUUUUUACUUGGUUCUUUAAAUAUAAAGAGGUUUCGACGUGGCAUGCCAUAGUAUAUUGCUAAAUCUAACUUCAACACAAAUAAACUUUACAUAAAUGGCCGUUUUCACUCGCAUAGCUGGGCGGAUUUGACGAAGAAGUACCAGUUCCAGAACCGGAUUUACUUCAUCACCAUCCAGUAACACAAAUAUAGCCGCUUAAUGAAACAGAGGCGGGCGUAAUCUUGCUGUAUCCAUCUGGGGCUUCUACCUCGGAUUACAUCGCCUGAAUUGAGGAUGGAGAGCUCAUCCCGCUAACCCUUCUUCGGGAUAGCGGACAUCUCCGGGUGUGCGUGGCGGAGCGGGACUCUCCCCGUGUUCGGCCUGUGCGAACUUCAGCUCCAGGUAAAAUGGGGUGCGGGUUGAGGAAACUGGAAGAUCCCGAAGACAGCAGUCCCGGGAAAAUCUACUCCACCCUGAAGAGGCCGCAGGUGGAGACGAAGACCGACACAGUGUACGAGUAUGUUCUGCUGGACUUCAGUUUAGAAGGUAGUCGCCCCACGGUGCAGUGCCUGUCCUCUCUGUGUGACCUCCCCCAGGCCCUGCAGCCCUACUACACGCAGGGCUACGUCCUGGCCGCGCUCCAUCCCAUAAUCCUCUCUGUGGGGCGAACGCGAGCGCUGCCCGUCAGCCUGCUGUACCGCGCCAUCCUGACCCGGCCCCGCCCCAGUAACAGGUCUGUACAGGCAUGGUGUAACAGUGGCACGGUGACGCGUCAGUAAUCCCCGCCCCCCCCCCCAUCUCUCUCGCCCCCCCAGGUGAACAGCAGUGCGAGGGGGGGUGUGAGGUUCGUGGGCUCCGUCCUCCAGCAGGUGGGUGGAGGGUCCCACAGCUGCAACGGGAGGGGUCCCAGCCCCAGGCGGGGGUGUCGGUCCCCUCCCCGGACUCCGCCCCGAACUCCGCCCCGGACCCCGCCCGGAGACGGGGACCCAGAGGAGACGGGCUACAGCCCCGACCUGGUGCUGCUGGUGUUCUUCCACUCCUGGGCUCCGGGCUGCACCCCCCUCGAGUCCCUCGCCUGCUGCUACCACCAGGGGGCGCUGUCCAUGCGGGUGUCGCGCAAGGGCCAGGUCGUCAGCGCGCUGGAGGCGGAUUGGCUGGAGCUCACCGCCUCGUACUACCGGAAGGGCUGGUCAUUGGUGGACUCCUUCGUGUACUGGGACACGCCCAAAGGGGAGCCGGUGCCCAGGUCUCUGGAGGGUCUGUUUGUGUACGAGGAGCGCAACCCUCCCCCCCCGGCCAACGACACCAUCGUGGUGGAGCAGUGGACCGUCAUCGAGGGUUCGGAUGUGAAGACGGACUACGGGCCCCUCCUCCACACACUGGCCGAGUUCGGCUGGCUGCUCACCUGUGUGUUACCCACACCUAUCAUCCGCCAUGACAGUGAGGGCAAUUUGGCCACCAAGCAGGUGGUGUUCCUGCAGAGGCCGGUCAGAGGUGAAGCAGCAUCGCAGCGGAACCAGGCGGUAGCGGGACCGUCCCGCAGCGAGGUGUCCAGUCGCUCCGUGAGUCGGGGGGUGGGCGUGGCCUCCGCCCCCCCGGAGGACCUGACCCCGUGCGCGGGGGGAAUAGGAGGGUUCCCCGUCUUCGGCGGGGGCUACCCCAGCGCCCUGUCCCACCUGGAGGACGGGGGCUUCGAGCAGGACGACGGGGCGGCGGAGGUCACCUGCAUGUGACCCCGCGGGGGACGCGGACGCGCACGCGUCGCACGCCCGAACGAGCACGCGCUCCCUCUCCCAUCCCCUCCCCAUAGAGAGCUUAGAUUCGCCCCAGAACUCUCGCCACUUUUCUUCCUUUAUGAAGCCAUACUCACCCCUGAGAAAAGGCCAAAGGCCUUAAAUAUAUAAAUACCCCCGUCAGGAGGACAGUGCUAAAAUAAUAACCCUCUCACAGUGAUGUUUUGGCCUAGCAGCGCACUUUUUGGUGAAAGCUCCAUACUCAGACAGACUGGGUUUGCAGGGGUACCGUACCUCUCUGACACACAUUUGACACUCUGCUCCUGUAGCUCUGACUCCGCUCGCAGGCCGUCUCUGAUGUAUGGGGCUCAGACGGUUUGAUCUGGUGGCGCCUUGUCUGUGAGCUCUCAGCAGUGAAGCAGGAAGUGAACGAUGGUGGUGGUGGCAGGGGUGGGGGGCCGGGGGGGUGCGGGUUAAGGGUUAGGGCAGAUGUGUUAGGGGUUUGAGGCGAUACGGGUGUUACCAGGACAACAAAAUACACUGACCGCACCUUUCCUAACCUCAACAGUAACCCUCAGUGUUUUUUUUUUUUUUUUUGUAUUUGUUUUGUGGUUCGAUUUUUUUCCCCGUUCCCACAGCCUGUUUCAGAACGGCCAUUUUCUAAGUUAUGAUUUCUGUUUUCUCUUCCUCAAGACACCAGGGCUGGCUCAGAGGGAGAUUUUUCUUUUUUUUUCUUUUUUUAAAUGCAGACCGUUUCAUCUGCUUCAACGAGCACCUUUUCAGUCCCAUAAACACGUAGCCGAAAGAAACAGGCAAUCAUGUGCCGACUUGUAGAUUGAACAAGCGUAACCUGCGUCACACGCUACUCAUUUUCUAUUGAAGUUUAUAUUAAACAGGGAGAGGCACAGUUCCUAGAAGGGCUAUCUUAUGUUUUCCCACAAGCCACUGCGUUCGUAUGCACGUUUAGAAAUCUAUGUAGGGAUGAUGAAAAUACCCACAAUGCACAGCAGGAGGAAUCAUUCCAAGCAUUUUCAGCUGGAGCAUCACAUAACUUUUCAGUCGUUCCAGAAAAUCUCAGAAUUGUAAAAAAGUGUAUUUCACACCCGAUUUCAUUGGAAGAAUCAAUGCCGUGGCAUCUAUGCUUUGUCCUGCGCUGUGUUUUUACUGUUUCGUUUUGCCGACGCACAGAGUAUAAGAGAGAGGAUGAGGUUGCUGUGCAAUGGUCGUCCUUUUUCCACAGAGCUGGGUUUUGGGGGGGGGGGGGGUCUUUUGUACGAGACCUCCCUGUUAAUAAAUCCACUUCAAUACUUUUUUUAUUUUUUAAAGGGAAUUUUUUAAAAUUCAAAACCAGCUUUGAAUUUAAAACAUUCUAAAUAUUUCUCAAUUUUUACUAAUUGCUGCAGUGUUGAAGCUUUUACCCUUUUCAAUACCCUUUUAUGCAUUUGAGUUACUAGCCAAGUGUAAUGUAGGUGUUUCUUUAUAUACCAUAAACCCAUCGUCGAAAAGUUUUAAAUGGCCUAACAAAUCAGUAUUAAUGACCUGAUGCAGUAUUGUGACAUUCUGGAGAAUUGUUGCCAGUGUAUUUUAUGCUUUUUGUUGGUGUUAAUAUCUCGUUUUUAAAUAAAGUUUCUUCCCAUUCAAUUUA